AUGGACAUCGACGACAAUGACGACGAUUUCUAUGCGCCAGAAGAGCCUGCAGACCCGGCAGCCCCGGCAGCCCAGCCAGAGGGCGCUGCGACAACAGCAACAGCAUCCGCAUCCGCAGCAGCGGGCGUCCCUGCCGAGCCCCAGUCCAAGCCCGACCCGGACGAGGACCUCGAGGAGGGCGAAGAGGAAGACGAGGGCGGCGCCAUGGACGAGGACGACUCCUCCGAUGACAGUAUGGUGAUCAUCACAGAGAGAAAGGACGGAACCUCGGCUGGGCCACCAUCCAACAUCAAGGACAUUCCUCAGCGCUCAAUAUCCAACGACACCACCACGAAAGCCCCGCCCAAGAAACCAGACUCCCCCGCCGCCCGAAAACAGCCCAGCGGCGCCGACCUGCCCGCCAUCAGGACCUCCACCCUCGACAUCAAUGCCAUUCCCACGCACAAGCCUACCGGCAAGCCCCUGACACAGGUCAACAUCGACGAGGAUCUGACUGAGCACGACAAGCCGUGGCGGAGACCCGGCACGGAUCUGUCCGAUUACUUCAACUACGGUCUCGACGAGUUCACCUGGGCGCUCUAUGCCUCCAAGCAAGGGAGCAUGAGGCAGGAGUUCAACUCCGAUGCCAUCGCUGCCAACAACAAGAAGAUGAUGGAGGACAUGCAGAACAUGAUGAUGAUGGGCAUGGGCGGCAUGCCAGGGAUGAUGCCUGGUGCCGCCGGUGGUGGUCAGGGCGCUUCUGGCCAGGGCGGGCCCGCCGGCGGCAUGCCAGGCAUGGAUGGAAUGCCGCCUGAGAUGCAGCAGAUGAUGCAGCAGAUGAUGGCUGGCGGCGCCAUGGAUCCUAGUCAGAUGGACCCAUCUACUAUGGGCGCCAUGUUUGCCGGCAUGCAGAACGCCGGCGGCCAGCAGGGCCAAGGCGGUCAACCUCAAAACUUUGGCGGUGGCAAUUUCGGCGGCAACCAAGGCCAAGGGUUUGGUUAUGAUCAAGGCAGCAUGGGUGGAGGCAACCGCGGGGGCUUCAAUCGAGGCCGCGGAGGUCGUCAGCGAUACUAG
Diaporthe amygdali is the source of this 1053-nucleotide messenger RNA. Its product is annotated as pre-mrna polyadenylation factor fip1. Bases 1 to 1053 code for a protein of 350 amino acids. NCBI's taxonomy places the organism in Eukaryota, Fungi, Ascomycota, Sordariomycetes, Diaporthales, Diaporthaceae. The record is from RefSeq and is a predicted model, not a curated record. Gene Ontology annotation, molecular function: RNA binding. Gene Ontology annotation, cellular component: mRNA cleavage and polyadenylation specificity factor complex. The transcript has 3 exons.